CAUCCGCCAAUCAGCGCCGGGUCGCCGAAGCUUCAUUCUGUUCGGUGCGCUUCUUCUUUGCGUCCAGGAUGAGUAACGAGGAGUGCGGGCAGGUGCAGGGCAGUGAAUCUGAUGGUACUUCUGAGGAUGACAAAGGUAACGACAGUUCCAGCAGUGACUCAGAGAGCUCCGAAAGCGAGUCUGAGACAAAUGAAAAUGAAUCACUUGAGGAAGCAGAAGAGAAAGAGUUACAGCUAUAUUGUAGCGAAUCAGUUGAAAAACCAGAAGAAAAAGAGUUCCCGAAUGGUGGCGAAUCUGAAGUUAACAUCCAGCAAUGCUGUAAACAUUGCAUAAUUCAAAAAAAGCAACAUGAACAAGUCACUCCCAGAAGAUUUCUGAAAGGACAGUUUUGCUUGAAGUUGGAUGGUGAAGGAACUUUUGAAUGUACAGCAACAGGGUUAAUUUUUGAAGUAACCAGAGCUGUCACCAUUGAAUAUUCAGUUUUGUCUUGGACCAAAUAUGCUGCUUAUGUUAAAGAUCCUUGGAUUGUUGUGGGCCCUAUAUUUGAUAUCAAAUGUACUUCUUCCGUUCUUACUUCCAUUCAGUUUCCACACACCCUCUGCCUGAAUGAUCAUUUGUCUGAGAAGGCCUUCAAAGUAUUCCAUUUCAAAAAGAAUGGUCCGGAAUUUGAAGGCUCCAUUGAUCAUUCAACCACCCAUGUCAAAUGGCACGUGAGCUCACUGUCUCCAGUUGGACCAGUAAUUGAGAGAUAUGAUCCAGUUUAUUAUCAUGGGGUAGUCAUUUUAUAUAAAGUUAUCAACAAUCAUCCUUCCUUGAAAUUCCGUGUGUAUAUAGCUACAAAUAACAAUUCAUUUAUAAAGGAUAUAUCCAAAACUGUAAGACGAUCUCUUAAUAAAUUCAUUAAAAUUGAAAAGCCUCCUUGUCAUAAAUUACUGCAAAAUGGAAAGAAAUACAGAUUAACUAGUGAUCCGGAAGCUGACAUAACCCCUGAGGAAAUUCAGUUUGGAGAUGACUCCACCCUGGCAGAGAAGCCUUUCUUUGAGGUAUAUUUAGAACAGCCAAUGGAACUUAUGUUAUCUUUGGUGGAUUUGGAGUCUGAAGAAGUUGUGUGGAAGGCAAAGCUCAGAGAAUCCGAUUGGACUCUACAUAACCAGAAUGAUAAUGAGCAGGAAAAAUCUUUUAACUGUGUUGGGAAACGAAAAGCUACCACCAAACUUAAAGAUGAACUUUGCUGUAAGCGACAAAAAAUGGUAGACAUUUCAGAUGGAACAAACAGUAAUCACGUGUUAACAGAUCAUCAGCUGAUGAUUCUUGCAAUGAAAAUGGGUAAAGACUGGAAAGUCAUUGGUAUUGGAUGCCUGAAGUUGACCUUGCAAGAUAUCGAACAGAUUGAGGCAAAGGAAGAAGAUGUCAAUAUGUAUAAAUGUAUGAUGCUGCGGAAGUGGAGAGAUUCCGAACAGAAUAAUGGAACAGCCCAUCAUUUAUAUAAAUGUCUUGAUGGUCAGGCAUCCCACGAGGUGCUAGAAAUCCUGAAAGGUUUUUUUGCAGCAAACGUGAGUUAAUAUGGAAACAACUUCAAACAGAAAUAUUGGGAAUAUUCUUUUGCAAAUUUUCCAGUUGCCUAAAAGGAAUUUUGUUGUGAACUUAGCAACACUUUAAAAUUAACAAAAGAAAAUGAUGGACCGAUUAUUGAAACUCUGGAUUCAAUAUGGUUUGGGAAGGAAGCAAAAUGAGGGGAAUCGUGAACUUCUGUAAAGGCAUUUCCCUCUACAUUUUACUUACAGGUUCCCAGAGACAUUUGCACAAUCAACAACUCCAUCACACCCAGGAGAACUGGUGCUUUCCCAAAAUGUUUUCAGUUUGUUUGUUUGGAUUAGGUGGGAUCUUCUCUUUCUGCCUUUCUUUUCCACACACAUAUGAAAAUCAUCAAUCUGGCAUAGUGUUGCAAAGGCACUUUCUAACUGUGCAUGCCCGAAAAUAGAAGCAUUCAUUACAGAACAUUCAUCAAAUGUUCUCAUUCUAAAUUCUAUCCCUACUGUAGCUUUCAGACCAUUUUCUGGCUAUCAGGCUUAGAAAUGAAAUUUCUGGUCCCUUGCAACAUGUUUGGUUUCAGUUAAUGUAAUAAACAAAACUUAGGGUUCCUCAAAAGUUUAUUAGGGAUUCCUCAGUGAGACAACUAAUAAUGCAAUAUUUGUUUCUUGGAAGAUAUUGUGGUUGUCCUAAAAUUCUUCUGCAGGAUGCAACUGAAGGGAUGUUGGAUGCAUUUUACUUUUUCUGUGGUAUUUAAAUCACUCAUGGACCUUGUUCCAUAGUUUUUAUUUAGAGGGCUGGCAAAAUAUUUAGAAAUCCCCUGCUUUUUUGUUCAAAAGUAUAUUAAAGCAGUUCAAAAUUUCUGUGAAAAAACACUGAUCUUCAGAGGAUUUAUAUAUAUAGAAUGAUACCAAUUUGCAUAAAUAAUUCCUGUUUUAAAUGGCAGUUUGGUUUUAGUGGGAGGUGAGAAGCAUUGAUGAACUCCAAUUGUCAAAAUACAGGAAAUACUUAGCCAUUAUUUCUCCUGAAAAUGUUAGCUUGUUCCUCAUUUUGUAGUUUUGUGAGUAUCUUAUGCAUUCUUAACAUAGUGACUGCCAUGCUAAACCUAGCCUAAUUGAAAUUAACCCCAUUUUCAAGAAGACAAGCAAUUGACCCUAGGCUAAAAGAAAAUCAGUUUCUCUAAGGAACUAAAAAACAAGGUGUAGGUGAAAUCUGAACUAACACAAAAUCAAUCUUUUUAAAUCCACAGAUUUUAUUUCAGCUCUCAUUUUGUAAGUAACUCCUCUGAUGAUGUUCAGAGAAAAAUGACUUAGGCAAGAAACUGAAGACCAGCUAUCUGGUUUCAGGGCUAAAUGAUACUGCUUUUGUGAACCAUGUUGAAAUAGAAAAGAUAUAAAACACCAAACAAAUAGAAAAACAAAUGCCCAGGUAAAAUGGAUAGAGAAUAACUCUAUUACUACUUACCUCCUUUUAAAAUCUGAGGAGUGUCCAUGAUGCCCUUUUUUUUUUUUUUUGCCUUUCCUGUAUGGCCAAGAAUGUUUAAGUGAACUGUUGUUAGGGUAGCCAAAGCUGGACUGCAAAAUUUCAGGAACUAUUAAAAUGGUAUAAAGAGAGACAAAAGACAAAACUAACUCUUUGCUGAUAUCUAGUGAUUGCUUGGAUUUUUGCAGUCUAGAUACAGUGAUCUUAAUUCUCGGGCCAUAUUUGCACAGCACUAUUAUAAGCUACUUUGGAUAUAAAAACAUUAUGGGAGAUUUUCCAUCACACCAAUACGCUUUUGUCAUGUUUUAACAUUUUCAACAAAAAUCAGGAAUUCCAGAACUUGGCCUAGAGCAGGGGUAGGCAAUCUUGGCUCUUUUAUGACUUGUGGACUUCCUCUGGGAGUUGAAGUCCACAAGUCAUAAAAGAGCCAAGGUUGCCUAUCCCUGGCCUAAAGCAUUAUGUUGGAAACCUUAGGAAUGUCUGAAUGAAGAUGAGGACUAAAACCUAUUUGAAAGCACACAAUUUUUCACUCCAUAAUCCAAAAGCAUUUUACAAAUACUUUUGUAGAAUUAUAUGUAUACAGAUUUGCUAUUUAUUUAGCUAUAUUUUUCCAAAAGUUUCCCUGUAUUAGUGGAUACAUUUGAUGAUAUAAUUUAUCACCCCCCCAGUAAUGUAGGAAAUCCACCUCUCAAUGAAACUUUGGCCCUAAAAAUUAAUUUUGUAAUCACAAAAGUAUAUUUUGCCAUGUAAAACUGGCAUCAAAUUCCGUAAGAUACCUCAGAUUUUUUUUUAAAAAAAUCUUUUUUAAUGUAGCAUUGGAUUUAAUUUCAGAACUGUAGAUAGAAUGUAUAUAUUGGUGCAUAAAUAUUUCUUGUGAUAGAAAUUUUUUUGAUGAGAUGUUGAUUUAAAUAGAUUGUAUUUUGUAUUUCUUUUAUAAUUCAUUAAAAUUAAAUACAUGUACAUGCCA
Messenger RNA from Crotalus tigris (Tiger rattlesnake), 3979 nucleotides. RefSeq names its product NACHT, LRR and PYD domains-containing protein 1b allele 2-like. Gene Ontology annotation, molecular function: protein binding. Gene Ontology annotation, cellular component: THO complex part of transcription export complex. The transcript is spliced from 16 exons. Gene Ontology annotation, biological process: signal transduction; regulation of DNA-templated transcription elongation; mRNA export from nucleus. Lineage: Eukaryota; Metazoa; Chordata; Lepidosauria; Squamata; Viperidae. Bases 69 to 1562 code for a protein of 497 amino acids. The record is from RefSeq and is a predicted model, not a curated record.